Molecule: messenger RNA, 4950 nt
Organism: Acanthaster planci (crown-of-thorns starfish)
Lineage: Eukaryota; Metazoa; Echinodermata; Asteroidea; Valvatida; Acanthasteridae
Product: transmembrane protein 134-like
Source: RefSeq, a predicted model, not a curated record
ACAACAAAGCGAUGCUGGAACUGAAAGCACCUGUUGUCUUUGUGUGGUCAUCACUGGUGGAUAAUUCGGGAUAAUUACUCAUCCACGCAUUGCUGUUUGCCUGUGCUGCAGUCGAACUACUUCGUGUGAUGCACAUGUCUGAAUAUUAUCAAGUUAUGGCAGGAAUGCAGAAAACCAUCUGCCAGUUACUUGUGCAUUUCAUGCACUGUAUGGCACGUUGAACUCCUCAUUGGAACUUGCCAGCUAUGACCUGGUGACUGACUGGAAAGCAAAGUGUCUGUGGCAUCUAGACUCCCAGACUUUCAUCGGAGUGAGUGUAAGGAGGGCUAUUUUUAUGGUGCACACUUGUGUGCGAUAAUUGUAGAAACUCGGAUGGAAAGUGAACAAAACUUGUGUGCACAUACGGUACAUGUACAUGUAUUAAUCAGGAAGCCUACCAACGAGCUGUCGGUGAGUUCUUCUUUCAACCAGUGCAUUGCGAAUCGUACAUGUACAUAUAUGUGUACCACAGUGAGAGACUCCAUUCUACAAGCUCUCACGCUGAUGAUGUUGUGCUUGUUUUAAACAGUUUCCACUUUUUUGUGAAGGAUUCGAGACAAAUUUGAGCUAACAGCUGUGCACCUUGCAGUCUGUAGAUUGAAACUACCACUUAUUUUGGCUGUCAGUGUCCCCAAUUGUAUCCAAAGUUUGUCAGCAGAGUUUUGGCAAUAUUCAAACCUGGAAAAGAAAGACGUGGACGAUUCGCUGAAGUGAUUUUACAUAGUCAAGGGAAGAAAACCUCUUUUGAAAAGUUCCUGGGAUGUACAUGGAAGUUCUGGCCAUGCUGUGAAAUAAGCAGUUUUCCACGUGUAUGGGAUUUUUAACAUUUAAAGUGACAGAUUUUGUGAGAGCUGUAAGCUACCAAAAAACCAUUUAUAAUGGAGAUGUCAUACCAAGACGGAGCUCCACCCACUGACAGCGAGGCCGCGAAUCAAGGCAGCACCACUUCCUCUGCCAACACAAGCUACAAGCCCUUGAUUGAUGGUUCAGAUGGUGGUUACCAGAACAAGUCCAGGAAAGAAUCAGAGUAUGAUGGGCCAUCUACAGCAAACGCAUGGUGGUGGCAACACCCUGAUGUCAGGCGGAAUUGGAAAGCUGUGCUGGGCUCAAUUGUUAUGCUCAUCGUUGGGAUUUUGCUCAUAGCUGCAGGAAUUGUCUUUGAAGUUACCCGCCAAGAGCAUGUGGCCUGUGCGAUAUUUAUCAUCAUCGGGGUCCUUUUCUUCAUUCCUGGUUUGUACCAUACUGGAUACAUCUACUUUGCUGCGAAGGGCAUCCGAGGCUUUGACAUGAACAAGCUCUCCAUUUUCAACAUGUCAAGGUGAAAGACAAAAGAUUUGGGAGAGGAAGUGGUAUCUCUAUUGACGCCGCGUGGCUAAAGACGUUUGUUAUUCUGACUCAUUUAUUGUCCGCUGAGAAUUCUCAGAAAUUUGCCUUAAUCACCAACCUCCCUAUAUCAGCUGGAUAGCAUAUUCAGACUCGGGCACGGAAGUCACAAGAUACCCUAUUUGGAGGCCCAAGAUGAAAUUGAGAUCUCAGAGUGGGCUUUCAAAUCUUGACCGUACAGCCCGUUUUGUGUGGGUUAAGGUUCUUUACAUUCAUACCAGAAAUUUAAAGCAAAAAUCUCCUUCAUGGAUCAGUUAGUUCUAACCGGAUAUAACUUGAGUGCCUGGGAAAUUACAACAUGUAUAGCGUGCAACGCUGCACCAAAACAGAUGGCAACCAUAAUCCACCCCCAGCUGAAGUGCGCCCCCAAUCGGCGAAAGAAAGACAGGUGGUUACAAGCAGGUUCUUGCAUGCAUUCUGUGUGUACGCAAAGACCCAUACAUGCCAGAAUAAAUUAAUUACGGGUACUCAGCGUGCUCCACGUCAAAUGCGCAUGUACUUGCGCACGUACUUGCGCACCUCAUGGCGCACCUGUGUGGUAAGUACCAAAAACACACGCCCUCUUUUGUUCCGCUCGGAGCAGAUAGGGGGCCCCCCAAAAGUUGAAUCACAAAGGCCUCAUUUGUUUGUGCAUAGCGAUAGGCACGUGUAAUAUUCAGUCAGUAUUAAAUUAAUCCCCCUCUAUGCAGUAACCACAUGCAGGGCUCCUCCUUUAUAAAAACUGAAUCAGGAUAUGAAGUAGUGAAGCAAACAAGGUUUUGGUUCUUGAUUUCGAUUGAUCAAGCUGGUAGGCCUAAAGCAUUGAAAAAACACACAGCCGUAGACACUCAUUAGGAAGGUUCUUUGGAGUAAUUCAAAUUCAAUACCUCUUUACGUUGUCAAUUUUGUUUAUGACACGUCUUAGCCCUUAUUGUACAUAUCAAUGAGUCUGAAAUGGUAUCGAAUUGCAGCACUAAGCAAAGAUUGUUCUUAAUUAUUUAUUGUGUAAAAUUGAUUUUCAGCCAGUAAAAACGCCAAAGGAAUUCACUUGAAAGAUAUGUAUUAUGAAAUUGCAUAAAUUCGUAAAUAUUUAUUUCAAUUCAUAAGGAUAUCUGCUGGUUCAUACAGGUUUGAAAAGUACUAUAAAUAUUUUGUUGUGGUUGCGUUAAGAGAAGUAAUUAAUAUAUGCAUGUUUUAGAAAACUUCCAUAGUUAUUUCAAAUUGAGGCAUAAGCUUCUAGAGUUCACGUUUGACAAUUUUGUGUUCUUUUAAGUAAUUGAUAUAUGCAUGUUUUAGAAAACUUCCAUAGUUAUUUCAAAUUGAGGCAUAAGCUUCUAGAGUUCACGUUUGACGAUUUUGUGUUCUUUUAUGUAACUUUAAUAAUGCACACCCACCAAAUUUUGACGGUGACUGUGCAAACUUAAAUGAAUGUGCAAAAUAUAGCAAAUUUUUAGCCAUGAUUUUGUCAUCGGUCGCAACUCAAUCUUGCGUUGAUAUGAAAGAAGUGGAGGAAUAGUGUAACACUAAGUGUAUGUGGUUCAUGAGCAGUCUGUGAUAUGACGUCCCUUCCCCCCAGGUGCUGAUGCCGCUAGGUUUCAUGGGGGGGGAAUGGCCAAAACCUGGGGCUUUGGGGGGAGAAUUAUGUGUUGGCAUUUCGGGGGUCAAGUUUAUCUCUUCAAAGUGUGUAAAUAAUCAAAAACAGCCUAAACCCUAAGAGAGGCAAUAAGCAAUUUGCCCCCUCCCCCACAAAAAUGGUUCUGGAUCCACCAUCGAGGCCCACCCCCCCGGCCUGAAAUCAUCUGACUGUGCCACUGACAGCAUGUACACUGUAGUCACAACUGUCCGUGUUACAACCAAAGUGGGACUUUUUAAUUAGCGUUGCUAUACAAAAUGCACAUUGAUGAGUACACAGUACUAUACUGCAGAAAUUAACAAGCGCAAAUCUGUAAUGAUGACAACACUGACUGCUAAGUUGAAGUGUCCCCGGCCAUUUAUAAAUUUGGUGUCAUGUUUUUGUUAGUACAUUUUAAAAGUUCUUUGAAUUCAACUGUAUCAAACCUUGGACUUAAAUUUAUAAAAAAUAACUCCAAACAAUUAUGUAAAAAUGACUAUUUUUGUAACACGUGUGUUUCUUAAUUAAUAAUUUGUAUUAUUUUUAUUACUUUAUACAGGGUCCCAUUAGACCCAUUCAGCAUAUAAAUGAUGGGUGUACAUGUAUCAUGCACGUACUGAAAUGCCCUCAUACUAUUUUUAAUUUUAAGAAAUUUCCAUAAGUCAAUUCAGUAUUAGAUCACUCUUGCAGGAUGCAAUAGAGGGAAUGAUUGAAAUAGUGUAAGUCAUCAGGUAGGAGAUUUAAAAUGUGUAAAUUUCAGUUCAAUGCAAUUCCAGACUUAUUUAAUUACAUUAUAGUCAGCUGUAAUGAAAAGAUUUUUUAAUUAUUCACCGAGUUCCAUGGAAAAGGUUAUAAAAAGUAAACGGACUUGCCCACAGAUUAAGUUUUGGUUUGCUUUCUGUUCACAUCGGUGCAUGUGUGAAGUAACAAAGAGCUUCCCUCAAGAUAGCAAAGUAUUGAAAACCGGAAACGGACACAGUUAUGCCACAGAGCGAAAAACAUACGAGUGGAAAUGUGAUUAAUUGAACCGGUAAGCCUCGAUGGGAGUGGCUGAUAGCAUCAGAAAUUUGCUGGUAUCUCAAGCACGCCUGAAGUAGUGUGUUCAUUUUUGUUGACGGCCAUAAGGGAAGUGUUAUAUUGCUCAGUAACCUGUAGGCUGUAUUUAUGUUUAAAAUUGAGAGGCACAGCAUUCUGUCACUCCUGCCAUGCUCCAAGAGGUACCUAUCCGAGGGGUGGGGGGAGGAGACUUCCCUUACCUCAGCCCUGGGACAUGUUCCCACUGUUGGUGAUACCUUGAAAGUGCCAGCACUUGAGAAAUGGCUCUAGGCACUUUGGGGGUGGGGGGGAGGUAGGAGGAUUCUAUCGUGGAUGGAAAAGGGGACAAUUACCUAGAAACAAGUUCCUCGUUUACAUGCCCCGCCCCCUUAAAACACAGAUACACCACUGGAUCUGUUGUAAUUUUCCAGGAUGGCUAGCAAACCUAUUUCAAAUCGCAUGUUGAAUAUUUAGCACUCUAUUUUGUAGCCUGCAUAUUUGAAAUUCACCAAGAAAGGAGUAUGAUUCAAAGAGAUACAUGUAUGUACCGCUGCUAUUUCAUGCAGCUUUUAAGCUUGCUCAAGGCCCUUUUUCAGGUCGUGUUCUCUUAUUGCUUCCACAUUGGAGAUUUUUUUUUUAGGAUGUUCAUUUAUUGUGUAGGCCAACAAAUUUAAGGGGAAAAAUGAAUUUUCUCAAAACACUGCACUAUCUCUUAAACCAGGAAGGUUAAUAUAUUGUACAACUUUCCAUAAUACUGCAGCGAUUUGGGGGUCAGGUAGUCUUUACUUUCUUCUCGACACAUCUCAUCGUAAAGUGUACAAAUUAGAGAAAAUGAAAUUGAACUUUUAGUCGAAAUAAAAUGGCUUCUUGUAAUAAAGUUUCAGAUGAGUAGAGUAACUUCA